Messenger RNA from Vanessa tameamea, 1791 nucleotides. RefSeq names its product homer protein homolog 2 (gene homer). NCBI's taxonomy places the organism in Eukaryota, Metazoa, Arthropoda, Insecta, Lepidoptera, Nymphalidae. The coding region runs from base 117 to 1307 and encodes 396 amino acids. Gene Ontology annotation, molecular function: G protein-coupled glutamate receptor binding. The record is from RefSeq and is a predicted model, not a curated record. Gene Ontology annotation, cellular component: cytoplasm; plasma membrane; dendrite. Gene Ontology annotation, biological process: regulation of store-operated calcium entry; G protein-coupled glutamate receptor signaling pathway. The transcript is spliced from 11 exons.
GCUUACUUGGCAACAUUACUUAAAUCUUUAGUUUAUGGUAGAACCGCCGCAUGACAGUUGUAUAGGGAAAAUUAAGAAUUAUGAAGUAGGAUAUUUUUCCAAUUUAUUGUGUUUAAAUGACAGCAGGAAAAGAAACCAUGGGAGAGCAGCCGAUUUUCACGUGCAAGGCGCACGUGUUCCACAUAGACCCGAAGACGAAGCGAUCCUGGAUGUCAGCCAGUUCUGCGGCGGUCUCCGUGUCGUUUUUUUAUGAUUCGUCACGGAACCUGUACCGCAUCAUCAGCGUCGAGGGCACCAAGGCCGUUAUCAACAGUACGAUUACAGCCAACAUGACAUUCACUAAGACUUCGCAGAAGUUCGGUCAGUGGAGCGACGUGCGGGCGAACACCGUGUAUGGACUGGGAUUUGCUUCGGAAGCGGAAUUGGGAAAGUUCAUAGAGAAAUUCCAAGAAGUGAAGGAGGCAAUACAGGCGCAGCAAUGUGGAGCAACAGCGAAAACUACGAACGGCUCUGGAGCUGCGACGCCCGUAGCGUCGGCCACCGCCAGCCCGCUGCUGGCGGCACGGGCCACUACCGGGGAGGAACCUCCGGCACUUUCGCCGGCACAGUUCCCAGUUCCAGUUUUGGCGGAGCAACUUGGCCGCGAUACCCGAAGGCCAAAAGUAGAAAAUGACGAAAUGAUGGUACAUCAGCGUGCCCACUCCGUAUCAUCUACUCUGCAGACGGUGUCGCAGGGCGGGUACGCCACGGUGGGCCGCGCGCCGCGCGCCGCGCCCGCCGCCGCGCCCGCCGACGGCGCCGACAGCGGCGAGCAGCUCAUGCGCUACGAGAACGACCGCCUCAAGCUGGCGCUCGCGCAGAGCUCGGCGAACGCUAAAAAGUGGGAGGUGGAAUUAGCUACAUUGAAGAGUAACAACCUUCGACUCACGGCUGCUUUGCAAGAAAGCACUGCCAAUGUUGACGAGUGGAAGCGACAGCUCCAUCAGUACAGGGAAGAAGUGGCUCGUGCAAGACACUACGCUACGGGAAAGGGUGGAGAAGCAAACGAAGUAGAUCAAUUACGACAACGCGUCGCGCAGCUGGAAGCCGAGUUAGCGCAGAAGAACGAAGAACUCCUACAGAUUACGAAGUCGAAGAAAAGCGAACAGGAUGAAGAGGCUAAAUUAGCUCAAAGUCAGCUAGAGCUGGCGCUGGCUGCUCAGGACGGACAGCGGCAAGUGAUGCACGCGAUCAACGAACAGCUGGCGAGGCAGAUUACCGAACUGACCACCAUCCACCGCGAGAUCAGCACGGCGCUGCAGACAUGAGAGCGGCGCCGCCUGCCGCUGCUGCUGCGCGACCGGGACUGAGCCGCGACCGGCGCUCCGAGGGUGCAAGAGUUAUUUUAGACGGUACGUCUGUUUGUAUUGACGACUCUUUGUUUUGAUAUUCAUUUCAUAUAUGAACUUCGACCUUCAGAAUUCGAUGUAUGGUAGAAGUGGUAUUAAUCUCUAUUAUUUCUAUGUUCAAUUUAUACGAAAUGUGCCCCCCCCCACUUUCAAUUCAAAAUAUUAUACAAAAUUGGGAAAGUCGUUUACCUAAUUUAUCUUACUUUACGCAGCGUACUUGUAUAAGUCCCUAACAUUGUUCUGCCCAAUAGACGUCGAUGAAAUUGAAAGUUAUAUGUCAAUUUAAUAUAUUAUAUUGAUAAAUAAUUACCAAGUAUGAUUAUUAACUAAUAUGAUUUGGAUUCAAGUAAUUAUAACAUUUAAAAUGUAUGAGAAAAUAUAAACAGUAAGGAUCUGUAUACUU